UGCAACCACACGGAAAGUCUCCUCCAGCCUGGACUGGGCGAACACGCUCGCACACGGGCGGACGCUGAGCUCUCCGCUGCUCCCGUUGCCUCCUGCUCCGUGCUCGCAGUCGCAGAGAGGGACAAACACAGCGAGCAAGAGCAGUGGCGGCAGUAGGAGAGAGAGAGAGAGAGGCUUUUCUUUGGUUGAGAGGCCACAAACUCCACCACGGGCCAAUCGCCGAGGGGCUCUGCUUUCUUUAAGCGCUCCCGGGGUGGAGGCCGAAUCACCUCUGGCCACUUUGGCAUCUGCCGGAAUUCGAUGCCACCACCGCCCGCUGCAUAAAUACCGCCUCCCCGCCAGCUCCCACCUCCCCCCUCCUCUCCCCUCCUGGCUUCCCAAGGACUCGCCUUCCGUUUCCUACGACAGGAAAGGCGAAAUCUUGGUCGGUCCGCUGAUCGGCAGGUCGUUUCUUGGCUGGUUGGUUUUCUAGUGGAGCGAGAUGAUGAAGGAGUCGUGGAUGGAGGUGCUGCCGCCGCCGCCGCCGCCGCCGUACUUCGCAGGGCAGGCGGGCGGGUGGUUCUUGCAGGACCGGCGGGCCGGCCCCGGCGCUUGGACGCUGGAGGAGAACAAGAUGUUCGAGAGGGCGCUGGCGCGGGUGGACUGGGACGCGCCGGACCGGUGGGAGCGGGUGGCCGCGAUGCUGCCCGGGAAGACGGUGGCCGACGUCGUGGCCCACUACGACGACCUCGAGAACGAUGUCUGCUUCAUCGAAGCCGGCCUCGUGCCCUUCCCCCACUACGGCGGCGGCGGCUCGCAGUCUGCUGGGUACACCUUCGAGUGGGACGGCGGCGAUGACGCCGGCGGCCUGGGUUUCAAGCGCUCCUGCUACGUGGUCGGAGGCAAACGCGGGCGCGGCCCGGACCAGGAGCGCAAGAAAGGCGUCCCCUGGACGGAGGAGGAGCACAAGCUGUUCUUGAUGGGGCUGAAGAAGUACGGGCGAGGGGACUGGAGGAACAUCUCGCGCAACUUCGUGACGAGCCGAACGCCGACGCAGGUGGCCAGCCACGCGCAGAAGUACUUCAUCCGCCUCAACUCCGGCGGCAAGGACAAGCGCCGCUCCAGCAUCCACGACAUCACCACCGUCAACCUCCCCGAUGACGACAGCGGCAACCCCUCAUCCUCGCCGCCCUCCGUGCUCACCGCCACCUCCACCCCCUCCACCGGUGGCCCGGUCAUGUCCGAGCAGUUCGGCGUCCUCGUCGACAGCAAGCCCCCGCCACCGCUCGGGCACCAGCACCACUUCAUGCCGCACCCCUACGACAACGUGAAACUCGAGCCCAAUAAUUCCCAUCACGGCGGCUUCCUGGACGACUCUGUUCUGAUGCAGAUGCAAUGCAGCCAGCUGCAGCCUCUCGAUUGACCACGGUUCUUGGAACAACAACUUAGCCUAUGGCAGGAAAAAAAAGGUCUCAUCUCUGGCCAUGCACGAGGAGGGAAUCGCCCUGUUGUGGGUCUUGAUUCUAAACAAGCAAACAGCAUAUGAAUUCAACGCGUUCUUGUUACAAUUCACAGCCGAGCUCUUAUGUUCUGCUGCAGAGCUGAACUCCCUGCCUUGUGUUCCAGAGAUGAGAGGGACAAAAGAACGAGAACAUAGAAGGAGAUCGACAUGACAUUUCUGAGUUUCGCCUCCUUGUACAUAAGCCUACGCCCCCGGUGAAAUAAUUUCCUAUUGCGAUUAGUUUCCUGUGUUAUGUGAGGCACAGGAAAGUGUACUACUAGAUGCUGUGAUUACGCUAGCUUUUCUUUAUGUUGAUGGUGUAUUGAUCAGUUAAUGUCAUGCAUUUGGGUAGCACGUAGCAGCAGCAGCAGCAAGCAUACUGUUUGGUGUUUCUUGUUAGGGUUUUUAUCUUCAACUGGGUGUAUCGGCAUCGGUCACCCUCUCAUUGGCCCGUGCUUCGCUUUGUUAAUCAUGAUGGUUAUGAAAUGGUUGUAGUUUUCAUCAA
Molecule: messenger RNA, 1985 nt
Organism: Phragmites australis (common reed)
Lineage: Eukaryota; Viridiplantae; Streptophyta; Magnoliopsida; Poales; Poaceae
Product: transcription factor DIVARICATA-like
Exons: 2
Coding region: 482-1402 (306 amino acids)
Molecular function (GO): DNA binding
Source: RefSeq, a predicted model, not a curated record